This is a messenger RNA of Eruca vesicaria subsp. sativa (arugula), 624 nucleotides long. NCBI's taxonomy places the organism in Eukaryota, Viridiplantae, Streptophyta, Magnoliopsida, Brassicales, Brassicaceae. The record is from the annotation of a GenBank genome assembly.
AUGGAUCAAGAUCGAGACCAUGGUGGAAGAAACUGUUGUAGCUGCUGCUUUAGCUUCAUCUUCACGGCAGGUCUCACUUCUCUUUUCCUAUGGCUAAGUCUUCGCCCCGACAAACCCAAAUGCUCCAUCGAAUACUUUUACCUUCCUGCCCUCAACAAAUCCUUAGACCCACAUUCACGUCAAAACACCACUCUCAACUUCAUGGUUCGUUUCGAGAACCCAAACAAAGACCAAGGAAUCUACUACGACGACGUCCACCUCUCUUUCUCCACCAACAGCUCUUCUCUUGUUAACUACACGGUGCCAAGAUUCUACCAAGGACACAAGAAGAAGGCCAAGAAGCGGGGUCAGACUCUGCCCUUGAACAACCGGACAGUUUUAAGAGCGGUUUUGCCUAACGGGUCAGCGGUUUUUAGGAUGGAUCUGAAGACGCAGGUGAGGUUCAAGAUUGUUUUCUGGAAGACUAAGAGGUAUGGAGUUGAGGUUGGUGCUGAUGUUGAAGUCAAUGGAGAAGGAGGUAAGGCUCAUAAGAAAGGGAUUAAGAUGAAGAAAUCUGAUUCUUCUACUAGGUUAAGAUGCUGUUUUUUUAUUAGUGUUUUGAUGAAUCUGGUCGUGUUUUUGUGA